ACUUGAAUGACGCACCCGGAAGUGACUUUCAACAGACGGAUAUUUUGCUUAUAUUGUUGCUAGCGGUAUUUGAUUAAUGUUACCUGGUUAUGUAGAAUCGGUGAAAGGAACUCUUUAAAGUGAUGGCAGAGGGGAGCAACAGACAGGAUGUUGUUUCUGAGUACCUUCAGCAAAACCCUCACCUGGCACACUGGGUGGAAUCCUUAAGAGAACUCUCCGAGACAAAUAAGCACUGGCAUGCAAGGCGAGAGUUUGUUCUGCGCAAUAUGGAGGUCUUUCCUACCAUCCAACCAGGGAUCCCAAGUUCCAGUCUGGACAGGCUUCUUUCUCUGUCCAAGGUUUGGGCCAACCAGACGUUCUUGGGCUGUAGCUAUCCCCAACCUGUGAUGGACAAGGUGAAAGAGAUGGCAGAAGGGAUUGGUGUGAACAAAAGUCCUGUGCAAAUGACAAAAGAUGAGUUCGUAGGAAAAGGAAAGAGGCCAUCUGUUUCAGCCGUGGAUGCUGAGAGCUGUGUUAAGAAACACAAAACCGUUCCUAACGACUCUGACAGUAAAGCCGGAGAACAAAAUACUGACUGUCCGAACGCUGCUGCUGUCAAAUCAGGUCCCCUACCCGAGGCCCCUGCAGAACAUCAGCCCUUCUUUAACCGGCUUUAUAAAACAGUGGCAUGGAAACUGGUGUCUGCAGGAGGCUUUGGACCCAACCUGGAUCACUUUGAGAUCCUGCGCACCUGUGUGGAGUCAUGCAAGGCCAGCCUUACUUGUGUAUUCGUGCCUCUCAAAGACAUUCCUGACCUGCCUGCCGGCUGCACCCAAAGAGAGGGCCAGGUGUGUGAACUGCGCUGCCAUGCUGUCUACGUAGGCACAGGAUACGGCCGUGACGAAUGUGCAGCGAGGGCCAUGGCCUCAAAGGAGGCCCUUAAAACAUUUCAGGGCCGGAAGGUGAUGGUGAAGAUCUGUCGUCGCAGGUUUCAGGGUCGAGAUGUAGAGGAUUUGGUCCUGUUGGACGAACAGCCGAGAAGCUCGAUUUUGCCUCCCGCUCUUAGCUAUCCUUUUUAAGUCUAAUUAGUACAUUUCUGUCUCUUUGUGCAUUACAACUGCUAAUUUUGUUCGGUAAAGACAUUUCCGGUGCGGUUAUGAGUUCAUGUUGAUGAUGGAAGGUUCAGGGCUGUAGUGAUCGCGUUUUAUACGCUGAAAUGUUUGAUGUGCAUUUAACACCGAUCAGAAACUGGCAACAGGUCUUUUUGGAUAAGACCGUUCAGAGUGCAAACUUAAGUGUGUAGGUUUGUUUAGAGUCUAUUGGUUGUCAUUUCGAACUUUACGCUAACUUGACUUUGGUCUGUAUAUAAGCUAAUGCUGAAUUAAUAAGCAAACUACACUUGGCAUCUUUACGUUCUAAAAUCUCUCGCAUUUCGUUCUGUUUUAAGAUAUUUCAAAUGGUUUCACUCAUUUCAUUUAUGAGGACAUGUACGUUUCAUCUCAAUCGUUGAUGUCCUUCUUAUAUGUUAAUGUAAAACGAGUUAGGAUUAUUUAAGUGUAUAUGCUUUUGAUGGAUUUAAGCCUGAAUCUGUUGUCAUGGUUCUUCUUCUUAGAGCAGCUAGUACUAAACUUUGAAUUUGACCUUAAUCUCAUUACCUUAAUCCAGGUUUUGUAUUACUGAAACACUGGCUAAAUAUUUUUGAAAAUACAUAAUUUUCCCUGUUUUGACAGCAGAUAAAACGGUCAAUAUUACAUGCUGAAAUCAAAGCCCUUGAGUUCUGUAUGUACUUAAUAAAAUAUCCCCUGUUUCACAAAAUGUGCUUUACUACAUUGGUUUAGUUUUUAUUAUAAUUCACUUUAAAAAAAAAAUAAUAAUAAUAACAAUCCUGGCAUUUAAUUAAUGGAUUCACAUUUUUGGUCAUCAUACAGAACUAUCUAUAUUUUCAGCUGAAGAAAUUGAUGUUUGAAGUAAGCAUAUGUUGAACAAUCCAAAUACUGUAUAUUAUUUAACACCCUGUAGUUGUUUGCUUAUAUAUCAAGCAUUCGAGUCAUUUUUAGUAAGCAAUAGAUAAUAGGAAACAUUAAGUAAGCAGUUAAAGUGAAUUGAGAAAUGUUUGCAACUUUUUAUUUUAUUGAAACGAUCUACAUUUAAUUGGAGAAGUCCUAGGUCUUUUAAUAAAAAGUUUUUCCAUCAAAAAGUCAUGGUAGGACUUGUUUAGUAUUUUUUUGUAGUUAAUAGGCAUUGUGUAUUGUUUUGUUUCAUCAGUGUCACAAAUUGUGAUGAAAUUAAUAAAACAGAAUAAACUCCA
This is a messenger RNA of Ictalurus furcatus (blue catfish), 2287 nucleotides long. It is a transcript of the gene cdkn2aip, whose product is annotated as CDKN2A interacting protein. Lineage: Eukaryota; Metazoa; Chordata; Actinopteri; Siluriformes; Ictaluridae. Gene Ontology annotation, cellular component: nucleolus; nucleoplasm. The record is from RefSeq and is a predicted model, not a curated record. The transcript is spliced from 4 exons. The coding region runs from base 123 to 1058 and encodes 311 amino acids.